Drosophila miranda is the source of this 856-nucleotide messenger RNA. Its product is annotated as protein ORD-like. Bases 54 to 839 code for a protein of 261 amino acids. The record is from RefSeq and is a predicted model, not a curated record. NCBI's taxonomy places the organism in Eukaryota, Metazoa, Arthropoda, Insecta, Diptera, Drosophilidae. The transcript is spliced from 3 exons.
UCUGAAAAAGUUUUUCUGGUGAAAAUUGUUCGAUUUCGGCAAAAAAAAAAAACAUGGACGAGGCUAAGGGAGAUAAAACUAUGCGCUUUCUAUCGCUGAACAUCAAAGACUGCCUCGGCUGCAGCGAUGUGAGCGUGUCGUUCCCCCAAUCGAACAGCGUGCACGUGCUGCUGUACAAGCCGAUGGGGCAGGAGCAGGCCCGCGACACCGUCAAUGUGGCCGUGACGCCUGUGGCACAGGCCAUACAGCUGCUGUGCACUCGGACCUUUCCGGACGCCGAGAGCUUGGAGCGGCUGCCGCUGCUGGAGGUGGGACGCGGCAGCGUUUCCCUGCGCUUUCAGGUGUUGCAGCCCGCACCCUCGGAGGAGGACAGCGACAGCGACUUGGACCUGGAGCCGUCCACAUCGGCGCAGGCAAGAGUGCGUCUCGAGGAGCGGAAGAAACGCCACGAGGCGGCACGUAAUCGCAAGAAAAUCUUCGUAGUCGAAAAGGAGGUGAUGGUCGAGCGGCGAUUCGACGAUCCCCAGAGUCUGGACUGGGUCACCUUUACGGUGAACGGUGGCGAGAUCCUCAAAUGGCAGCUGGACGAGUUCCACGCUCAGUUCUUCGAGGAUCCCCAGUACUCGUCCAUCCAUCUGUGGGAUCUGCAGCACAAGUGCGCCGGCAAUUGGCUGCAGAUCAUCCGGGCGGACGGCAAUGGCUACAAAAACUUUCAGACCCCGGGCAAUCCUUUUGAGAUCUUUGCCAAGCUCUUCGUUCGCAAGGAGCUGGAUGAGGAGGAUUUGGUGUGCAAAUUGGCCGAAUCCUGUAUUACCGUCAACGAGGCCGUACUCCGCUAGGAGCGUCAGUUCGUGAU